UAUAGACUUGCAUGAACAAAAAGUUGCUGCGAAAGACCAAAAUGAAUAGCUCGUCAAAUCUGAAAGCACGGCUCCUCUUUGUUUUAGCCAUAACUUUUCUCGGCAACUCAAGACUAGCUGCAGGAAAUAAUCAGAACGCUGGAAGAAAACUUGAUGAAAUUCCCGGUUUCAUUAGCAUUGAUUGUGGCAGCAAUGAAGAUUACAUUGACGAGCAUACCAAAAUCCCUUACAUAUCAGAUAAAGGAUUGAUAGACACUGGCAUAGUAAAGACGGUAUCCCCUGAUUCACCCGGAAAUAUUCGACAAAAUGCUAAGAACUUGAGAAGUUUUCCCCAAGGAACAAGGAAUUGUUACACUCUGAAACCAGAGCAAGGUAAAAACAAUAAUUAUUUGAUCAGGGCAAGAUUCUUUUAUGGGAAUUACGAUGGUAAAAACCAGAUACCAGUAUUCGACCUACAUCUUGGGGUUAAUGAAUGGAAAACAGUGAAUUUAACAAAUGCUGGUCCAAAUCGUAUUGUUCAUAGUGACAUUAUUCAUGUUCCCUUGACGGAUUACAUAGACGUAUGUCUAAUAAACACGGGCCGUGGGGUACCCUUCAUUUCAUCAUUGGAACUACGGCCUUUGAACAGUUCCAUUUAUCGAAUUCCGGGAAAAGCACUGACAAAAAUAAGGGGAUAUGACGUUGGCAGGAACCCUUCUGACUCGGACGUCAGGUAUCCGUAUGAUGGAUACGAUCGCAUCUGGAAGCCUUUACUAAUUGACAAUUGGAUUCCAAUUGCCACAAGCUUAACCGUUUACUCCCUGAGCACUAAUAACGCUUAUAACAUACCAGAUGUAGUGUUGAGGACUGCAGCCAAAUCACAAAACUCUACCACUCCGUUGAGCUUGUACUUAAGUCCACCAGAUUCUCUUUCACAAUGUUAUGUUUACUUUCACUUUGCUGAGAUUGAGAAGCUUGAAAAUGGCCAGCAGAGGGAAAUGACAAUUUUGUUGAAUGGUGAGAGGUAUCUGACAGAAUCUGUUAGACUUGAUUACCUAAAGCCACAGACCAUACUCCGGACUGAGCCGGCAAUUAUGGGAGAACGGCUUCACUUUUCAAUAAUUGCAGCUGAGGGAAGUAAGUUUCCUCCAAUCCUCAAUGCUGUAGAGAUUUUUGUGUCAAAGGAGCUCCCAAAUAUAACGACUGCCAUAGAAGAUGUUGAAGCCAUAAUGGAAAUCAAGACACUGUACAAGUUGACUAGAAACUGGCAAGGCGAUCCAUGUGUCCCGAGGGAAUACUCAUGGGAUGGUUUGCACUGCAGUUACAACUAUUCUAUUCCAAGUAUUAUAUCAGUGAACUUGAGCUCAAGCAAUUUGACUGGGAAGAUUGCAACUUCAUUCUCGAAUCUUAAAGCAAUACAGUCCUUGGAUUUGUCAUACAAUAACUUAACUGGGCCGCUGCCAGAAUUUUUGGCACAACUGCCAAAUUUGAACACUCUUGAUUUGCGUGGGAACAAGUUCACAGGUUCAAUUCCUGAGGAUCUUCUGCAGAAGUAUAGGGAUGGGAAGUUGGCAUUGAGGGUGAAUGAAAAUCCAGAUCCUUGUCAGUCAGUUGCAUGCAAGAGAAGGAAGAAAAAGGAGUUUGUUAUUCCAGUUGUUGCAUUGUCCGCAGCAGUCCUGCUCCUUCUGUUCAUCUUUAGUGGUCUGGCUAUCUAUAAACAGAAAAGACAUGGAGGUAUAGUUACCAAAUCCAAUAUCAGAUCAAAGGAUCAACGGUAUAGCUACUCUGAGGUUAUGAACAUUACUAAUAACUUCGAAACCAUCAUUGGAGGAGGAGGAUUUGGUAAAGUGUACCUUGGUAAAUUGAAAGAUGAAGCUCGAGUAGCCGUUAAAUUGCUCUCUCCUUCAUCAAAGCAAGGCUAUAAGGAAUUUCAAGUUGAGGUACAACUCUUGAUGAUUGUUCAUCAUAGAAACUUGGUUUCUCUUGUUGGAUACUGCGACGAGGAUGACCAGAAGGCCCUCUUAUAUGAGUAUAUGGAAAAUGGCGAUUUGCACCAGCAUUUAUCAGUGAAAAACACAAAUGUGAUGACUUGGAAUGAGAGGCUUAAUAUUGCAGUGGAUGCAGCACAUGGGUUAGAGUAUCUUCAUAAUGGUUGCAAGCCGCCUAUAAUUCAUAGAGAUUUGAAAACUUCCAACAUUUUAUUGACUGGACAUAUGCAAGCCAAGAUAGCUGAUUUUGGGUUGUCUAGAAUCUUUGCAACUGAAAGUGACUCUCAUGUGUCAACUUGCCCAGCUGGCACAUUAGGAUACCUUGAUCCAGAAUAUCAAGCAUCUGGAAACUUUGGUAAAAAAAGUGAUGUCUAUAGCUUCGGUAUUGUUUUGUUUGAACUAAUCACUGGUCGACCUGUAAUAAUGAGAGGACCUGAGAAAAACACUCACAUACUUGACUGGAUUUAUCCAAUAAUUGAAAGUGGGGAUAUUCAAAGUGUUGUUGAUCCAAGGUUACAAGGAAAAUUCCACACCAAUUCUGCCUGGAAAGCUGUGGAGAUUGCCUUGUCAUGCAUACCACCAAUUGCAAGCCAAAGGCCAGACAUCAGUCAAGUAUUAGCAGAACUAAAAGACUGUUUGGCUUUGGAGAUGACUAAUGCAAGCCUAGCAACUGAGCGUAAUAUGGCACCUUCAAGCAUUCCACUUGAAAUAUCCUACUUAGAGCUUGAAUCAGAUAUUGCUGCCCUUGCUAGGUAGUUGUUAAACAAAAUGUUUGUAGUCAAGUUUUCCUUCCAUGCGAUAUGCUCAUAUGAGAAAUUUCUAGAAUUAGAUUGGUAGUUCAAGAAUUUCUUUUAUUCUUGUUUAAUGUUUUGUAUCUCUUUCAAUUAAGUACGAAUGAUGUAUCUCUUACAAUGUUUU
This is a messenger RNA of Quercus lobata, 2885 nucleotides long. RefSeq names its product putative leucine-rich repeat receptor-like serine/threonine-protein kinase At2g19230. The record is from RefSeq and is a predicted model, not a curated record. Gene Ontology annotation, biological process: protein phosphorylation. The transcript is spliced from 13 exons. NCBI's taxonomy places the organism in Eukaryota, Viridiplantae, Streptophyta, Magnoliopsida, Fagales, Fagaceae. Gene Ontology annotation, molecular function: protein binding; ATP binding; protein kinase activity. The coding region runs from base 12 to 2723 and encodes 903 amino acids.